Molecule: messenger RNA, 1394 nt
Organism: Pichia membranifaciens NRRL Y-2026
Lineage: Eukaryota; Fungi; Ascomycota; Pichiomycetes; Pichiales; Pichiaceae
Exons: 2
Coding region: 1-1011 (336 amino acids)
Source: RefSeq, a predicted model, not a curated record
AUGAAUCAAAGAAACAGCUGCUUUUCAAAUUUUGGCUCUUUCAGGAAAUUUAGCUCCUCCACUGAAGAUGCCUUUAGGAGAUUUCGCAGUUUUGCCAAUGGCGAACAAUUUACCAAGCGAUUUGUCGAUUCAUCCUUACAAUAUACAGUUUCUGUCGCAUAUUCACCGAAAGAUAGAUUAAAAAAUAAUAUGUCCGAUGAUGAUGCAUUGAAUGCGAAGAAUGUUUAUGAAUCUCCUACUGGUGAAGACAAUUAUAUCUUAGCAUAUACUGAAAUUGGGAUCAUAAUAGGUGUUUUGGACGGUGUUGGAGGCUGGUCCGAACAAGGGUUCGACUCAAGUGCAAUAAGCAGAGAACUUGCCAAUAAAGUUACUAUAUUCUAUCUUGAAAAUCCUUCCUCGUCGCCAUUAGAAAUACUACAAAAAUCUUUUGCAGCAGUGAAGGAAGAAGGUACAGUAAAAGUAGGCUCAACUACAAUCUGUUUUGGGAUCAUUGAUGGAAGGACUGGUAAACUAUCCGCAUUGAACUUGGGUGACUCUUGGUUUGGCAUUUUUCGUAAGGAUGAAAAUUCCAGAUACAAAUGUACCCACCAGUCUGUUGAACAAGUGUAUUAUUUUAACGCACCAUACCAACUUUCAAUAAUACCUGAUGAUUUCUUAGAAAUUGCCAAAAAGAGGGGUUCUAAGUAUUUGAUGAAUGAGCCUGAUGAGUCUGAAGAAUACUCAUAUGAAUUAAAGAGUGGAGAUAUCAUUGUGUUUACCACCGAUGGGAUGGUAGAUAACGUUUUCCCAGAUGAUAUUGAAAUCUAUUUGAAUGAUAACGCCAGCGAAGGCGUUAAUUUGUCGGAGAGCUUAGGAUCUUUGAAUAAGAUUUUAGUUCAACAAACAACAGUUUUGAGUUUAAACACAAAUUUCAAGAGUGCCUUUUCACAGAAGUUAAGUUCUCUUACAGGUCAGGAUUAUAUUGGGGGGAAACCAGACGACAUUACUUCAGUUAUGGUUUAUGUUAAAUAGUUCGUUAUAUAUUCUCGUAUAUACUUUAUAUAUCAGCACAAGCAAUGUCAAGUAACAUUUUUUUGGAAAAUAAAACAAUCCUCGGCAGUUAGUCGAACUUUUAAAUGCAUUUUCAUUAAAGCAAAUCAGACUCGAAACACCCUAAAGGUGAUACCAUCUUUAAAUGGUAAAUACACUUUUCAGGUUCUGUAACUACCAAAAUUUCUUGUUUUGUUCCGCAUAAAACGUCGACAACAGCUUCUCUUACUGGUCCAUUCCAGCAUCUCUCCCCUCUUUUGAAUAUAAAUUGAUAAUUAUUAGUCUCUUCAGAAAAGAUGAGAUCUUCAAAAACACCAAUUUUGGUUCCACGCCCGUCACUGUUUAUUUGCUCCAACACUGAAGUC